Molecule: messenger RNA, 2677 nt
Organism: Parasteatoda tepidariorum (common house spider)
Lineage: Eukaryota; Metazoa; Arthropoda; Arachnida; Araneae; Theridiidae
Gene: Kap3
Product: kinesin associated protein 3
Biological process (GO): microtubule-based movement; cilium organization
Cellular component (GO): ciliary transition zone; axoneme; kinesin II complex
Molecular function (GO): kinesin binding
Source: RefSeq, a predicted model, not a curated record
UGGCAUUUAAUCAAUUUGCUUAAUGUAUUUUUUAUUUGCUUGCAACUUCAGUUUUUCUCAAGUGUGACUUCAUUAAUUUUCGUGUCUUUUAAACGAUUUCCAAUUUUGCAGUUGAUAUUAUGAGUCAAGUUUAGUAAUACUGAUAUCAUGCAUCAACAAGAUGAAGAGCAGCAUAUACAACGGUAUGUUAGAUUCCAGCAUUUAGAUGUGCACCCCACACAGAAUGCAUUAAUUAUCAAUUAUGAUGUGGACCCUAAUAUGCUUGCACAACUCAAUGACUUUAUGUUAAAAGGAUCAAGGGAUACUCAAAAAGUCGUCCGCCUUAAAGGUUCAUUUGAUACUGAUGAAAUCCAAGCAAUAGCUCAAGCAAUAAUUGACACUUGUCCUCUUGUACCGCCUACAAAAUUAACCGAAGUGGAACAACUACUGUAUUAUUUACACACAAGAAAGGGAUCAACUGAAGAAGUAAAUACGGAAGAUGUUGAAACAAACUCAUCUGACUCAGAUUUAAUCCCUUCUGAUGAAGAAUCGGCAAGCGUCACCAAUGUAGACAGUUAUAUUGAACUUCUUUAUGAAGAGAUACCAGAGAAAAUUAGAGCAUCUGCUUUAGUACUGCAGUUAGCACGAGAAACUGGAAAUUUAAAUGUAUUACGUAAAAAUGAAAUCCUUCUUGGUGCUCUUGCUCGAGUUUUACGAGAAGAUGGACGUAAAUCGAUUGAACUCAGUACCAAUAUAGUUCACGUGUUUUGCUGCUUUUCAGUUUUUUCCCAAUUCCAUCCCCUCCUUGCUCAGCAUAAGGUUGGCUCUUUGUGCAUUGAUGUUGUAGAUGGGGAACUGAAACGAUAUGAACAGUGGAGUGAGGAAAUUGCAAAGAAGAAAGUUUUGAUAGAUUCAGGAAAAUCAAGUCCAGCAAUGAUGGCUGACUACGAAAAAAGUUUCCAGAAGUAUCUCACCUUAGUAAAAAAACAAAACCAACUUCUUCGAGUCUGCUUUCUACUUCUCAGUCACAUUGCGGAAGAUAGAAAAGUUGAGAACAAAAUGGUAAAUCGUGGAAUUGUUGGACUCUUGUCUAAAAGUUUAAGCAGAGAAUUACCUGAAUUACUAAUACUUGUUGUUACAUUCCUUAUGAAGUUAUCUAUCUACAUUGAAAAUAAAGAAGAAAUGGAAUUCAACUGUAUUGUUGAACAGGUCGCUCAUCUUAUCCCUCAUGAAAAUUCAGAAUUACUGAGUGCUGUCCUUAAAUUAUUGUUAAAUUUGUCUUUCUCAAUAGAGUCUAGAAAUUCAAUGGUCAAGUGUGGAUUAUUGCAGAAGCUUGUCACUUUAAUGUCUGUGAAGGCUCACCUUAAUGAAGUUUUAGGCAUCCUGUAUCACAUUAGCUUUGAUGAUCGGUGUAAAUCUCUAUUUACAUACACUGACUGUAUUCCAUUAACUAUGAAAAUGAUUGUUGAACAUUCUGACACUGUAUUACCGAAGUACUUGAUAGCAUUGGCUGUUAACUUGGCUGCAAACAAGCGUAACGCUCAACUGAUGUGUGAAAAUGAUGGAUUGAGACGCUUAGUGGAGAGGGCUUUUCAUUAUCAAGAUUGUCUGCUCCUAAAGAUGAUUAGAAAUAUAUCCCAACAUGAUGGCCCUACCAAAAUAUUAUUUGUGGCAUUUGCUGACUUAUUUUGUGAAGCUAUUCAUCGAAGUACGGGUAAAAAUGAUGAUUUUGUGCUUGAAUGUGUGGGGAUCAUGGGUAAUUUGACGAUACCUGAAUUAGAUUAUGAGAUGUUACUCUUCCAGUACGAUUUGUUGGGUUUUAUGAAGAAGAAACUCUCACAAGGAAACUGUGAAGACGAUAUGAUUCUGGAAGUUAUCAUUCUAGCUGGAACAUUUUCAGCUGAGGAAGUUUGUGCAACUACCCUUCUUGAAUCAGGCAUGAUAAAACAUGUUAUUGAACACUUAAAUGCUAAACAAGAAGAUGAUGAAAUUGUGCUGCAUAUUGUUUAUUUAUUCUACCAACUUAUAUACCACAGAGCUACGAGAGAAGUCAUUAUUAAAGAUACUCAAAUUCCGGGAUAUUUGCUUGAUUUGAUGCAUGAUAAAAAUACUGAAAUCAGGAAACUUUGUGAUAGAAGCCUGGAAAUAAUAUCGGAGUAUAAUGAAGAGUGGGCCAAGAAGAUCCAAAUUGAGAAAUUCCGUUGGCAUAAUUGCCAGUGGCUUGAAAUGAUUGAGUCCCAGCAAUUAGAUGAGGCUGAUUUCUAUGGGGAAGAUUCUUACACCCCAAGGAUUCAGGACUUUCUCAAUCCGUCAGAUUUACUUUAUGGAAGUGGUGCUUAUGAGUCCCUGUUGAGUGAUGAAAGCUUAUCUCCGGAUGUCCUAGAUGAUCUGCCUCCUGCAAAAUCUAUAGACAGUGCAUCCUGCCGUCCAAAGUCUCGUUACAAAAAUAGAAUACCUGGGCCUGAACAAUGAUGUGCUGUUUUGAGCCAUUCUAAAGUAUCAAGCAAUUAUAAUCAUAUUUUGACCAGUGCAAUUAUCAUAUUUAUGCAUUUGAACAUAGACACAUUUUUUCAUAAAAUCAAAAGCUGUUUUUUUUUUACUUAAUUUUUGCAUAUUAUUUAUUUGUAUUUAAAUGGCUUUUUACAUAUAUAUAUUUAAAUUAUUAUUUAUUUAUUGAUAAUUUAAUAAAUGUUAUAUA